Molecule: messenger RNA, 6718 nt
Organism: Ceutorhynchus assimilis (cabbage seed weevil)
Lineage: Eukaryota; Metazoa; Arthropoda; Insecta; Coleoptera; Curculionidae
Source: the annotation of a GenBank genome assembly
CAGAAACAAAAUUGUGUUUUGAGUUGAGUUGUGUGGAACUGGGAACCUGGAACUCCAAAAUUUGUGUCCUGCAAAGUUUGCUUGCUAUAGUAAUUCUUUUUCAAUUGUUUAGUGUUCAGUUCUAGUUUAUUUUUACAAUAAAAUAGCCAUAAAAGAAAAUGUCUCAGAUACGGAAUUCGAACUCUGUAACAGGAGCCGAAAAAACAAGCAUACAUGAUAUGCUAAAAGAUACACCACCCCAUGAAAGCAAAAAUACAAUUCCCACAAAUUCAGCUAUGACAUCCUAUCCACGUAAUACUCUGUCCAAUAGUAGCAGUUCACCCGCUAUUCUAACACCCUCUCCCCCUCAACCAGAGGAUUCUGCAAUUUUCAAAACGUCCUCAAGAAUUGAGAAUUUGAAGAACUGGUCCAUAUCAACCUAUAAAUGCACAAAGCAACUCAUGUUUGAGAAGUUAGGGAAGACGUCUAGAACACAUGAUGCAGAGCUUGAAACUCAAAUUGAGCAACUCAGAGAGACUCAAAAAAAAUACAUAACUAUUCUGCGUCUGGCUAGAGCAUUAACCAGCCAUUUUUAUCAUGUAGUCCAGACACAGCACGCUUUGGGAGAAGCUUUUUCGGAUCUUGCUCAAAAAUCACCAGAACUGCAAGGCGAAUUUCUAUACAAUUCAGAAACGCAACGAAAUCUAACAAAAAAUGGCGAAACUCUUCUAGGUGCUUUAAAUUUUUUUAUAUCAUCUGUGAACACUUUGUGUCACAAGACAAUUGAGGAUACCUUACAAAGUAUUAGACAAUAUGAAGCCUCCAGAAUUGAAUAUGAUGCUUAUCGUACUGAUUUAGAGUCUCUUUCGACUAAACCUGAAGGAACAAUAGGAUUAGAGGAAGCACAGCAGGGUUACGAACUUCAUAGACAGAAUUUCAUGAAACUUCGAGCUGAAGUUACCAUUAAAAUGAAAUUUUUGGAUGAAAACAGGAUUAAAGUGAUGCACAAACAACUAUUAUUAUUUCACAACGCUAUAUCCGCAUAUUUUUCUGGGAAUCAGCAAGCUUUAGAGGCAACACUUAAACAAUUCAACAUAAAGAUAAAAACACCGAACUCGACUUUUCCUUCAUGGUUAGAACAAUAGUCUUAUGAAACUGUUUUUUGAUACCUUUUAAUAUCAGAAUAAGUUUACAAGGAUUUUUUUGGUUUACAAUAAUGAGAAUUGUAGUAAUAUUUAGACACUGCAUUCUUGGGAAAAUUAAUAAAAUGAAUGGUGAGUUUAUGCCUCUGUAUUAUCUGUACUGAUAAAUUUCAAAUUAUGGGUUAGUUUCUCUAUGAACAGUUGAAAUUUGGAAUUUUUUAUUGGUAUGGUAGCUAUAAUUUGCUUGAAGCUGCACUGCGUGUUGAGAAUAUAAUACAUAUUAAAUAGUUCUGUGGUAUUGUCUUGCGGUGUGUCAUAAAAGAUGAUUUAUUACCUAUUUACGUUCCUUAAUUAUUGUGUAAUAUAUGAUAUUAUUGGCUAUUCUAGGUUUUCAAAAAGUUUUAUAAAUGAUAAAAAAAUAAAGUAUAAAAUAUACGAUAUAUUUUGUUUGACAUUCCUUCUUAAAAUUGUCAACUCUAAUUCAACAGUCUAAUAAAAACUCGAAUAAAAGGUACUUGAUGUGCGAACAUAAUGUUCAGUUCUGGUGCUAAGAAUUUCAGAGAUGGCUUUGAAAUCUUUUCCUUAUUUACGGAAUCCCGCAAUCCCCAGCUUGAGUUCCUUGAUGUACCAACGUGGGUUGUCUCUUUCCUUGUCCUUGCACGAUCUCAAAUCAUCAGUCGAAUCUGCAUUUUUUCUUUUCAGGGAUCUGAUGCUCUGUUUGUUUAGCUAAAUCUUUCCAUCAUGGUCUGAUGCUUCAUUGGAAUUGCGUGUUUUACCAUCCUAGUUCCAUCAUCCUUAGGGACAUUUAGUUUUCUUGGAGUUUUCUUGACUGUUUCUCCAUCAGGCUUGUUCUAGUUUUCUCCCAACUGUAAUAAUACUUCACCAAAGUAGGUAUGCUUUCAUCAAGCGCUGGGCAUGUUAUUCUGGUACAAACACCACUUGAACAGAGUCGUUUUGGAUUUGGCCAAUUUUAAACCAAUGCUAAAUUCUGAUGAGGUGUUGCGGAAACGGACGCUUCAUUGGCAUGAGUUCCCAUAGGAUGUGACAAAUGUUGCUGAUAAAACUUUUAUCGGGCGAAAUUUUCCGCAUCCUAUGGAAGCUCUUGCCAUGAAACCGAAACGCUCUUCCAAGCAAUAUCUUAUCCUCAUCUGGAAAUUGUGUCAAAUUGGUCAAAUCCAAAACGGCUCUGUACAAAUCGUGUUUGUGCCAGAAUGAAAUGCCCACUUACUCACCAUUUUGUCCAUAUUUGUCUUUUGUCGAAACAAUACAAUAUUCCAAUUUCGAAUCUGGUGCCUAUUGGGAACCAGCCCUCCACUACCACUCCUAUUUUCAGGGUUUUCGUUUUUCUCGGCUUGAAGGCCAUAUUAUUUCAACAUUUUUUGGACCCAGUUGGUUUCUUUAGGUCCUACUGUAGGUAAACAAAAUAUCUAGAUAAUCGUAUGAAAUAAUCAACGGGCACCAUUGAUGGCCAAAACAAAAUAAUUGCUGAUUAAUUGUCAUCGGAACCGAAAUUGUUGCAUCAUUGAUUUUGAACAUGGCUUCUAGUCAAAAUAUCAGAGCCAGAACCGGAGGAGUUAUUAAUAUAAUUUCUCCUCGGUUUUUCUAGAAGCAGUAGGCGGAUGAAUCCGAUGAGUCUAUUUUUGGAUCUGAAUCUUGCUCUGUUGGUACAUCCUCCAUUAAUGUCUAAACAGGACGGGACCUACAUUUAAUGUAGGUUUCUCAGAGCGCUUCCAAACCACGACCACAGUCAUCAGUGACACCUUUCAGUGCAUCCUUCCCACUGAAGUGUGUGCCUAGGUCCUUACGGAAUAUUAGUCUCCAUCCGGCCUCUAACUGGCGUGAAUGGGAGGAGGAUGAAGAUACAUUUUGCACUCUUCCCUGGGCAACCGCAUUUUUUUUCGUAACACCUUUGUGCUGGCAGUGUUAUUGUGAGCAUUUACCGCAGUUUUUUUAUCAACUUUUCUAAUAUGGAACCUAUAAAAAUAGUCAAAUUUCAACUGCCCAGAAAGAAACUGACCUUUAACCAGCGAUUCGUGUACUGAAGUGAUUUUAUCUCUUUUUUAAAAAUAAACUCUCAGAACAUGUUUGUAAAGUAUCUCAAGAAUACAUAGUAAUAAAAUGUAUACAUUCAUUUAAUCUCAUAUUAUAAGAGAAUCUCAAAUUUGAAUUGAAAUUGUAUUUAUUAAAUUUUUGUUCCAUCCAAAUAGCUAGGAUAUAUUUGUAUGCAUACUUAAUUGCUGUGAUUACCCUUACAAUGUUAAGAGGUUGUGUUAAUGUAAUGCAUACAUACUUGUAGCCUAUUUUAUAGAUGACAAUUCAUUACUGAGCGGAUGGAGUAAAGUAUGUAAUUGUUUUUAGCUAUUUUAUGAGUUUGGAAGUUUGUCGUACCUAUGUAUCUAUUCUAGUCGAGUAUAAUUUUACUAAAGAAUAAUUUUAAGAUUGAAUUAAUAUGUAUACGUUUUUCUUAUUAGGCAGAUUUAUAAAAUCUUUCAUAAGCAGUAUUAUUUCUUUUUUACUUUAGCUGAAACAAAAGAAGUUACUUAACAUUUAAAAAAAAAACCAGCAUAAUUUUAAUUUGGGCUGUCCUUUUAAUUUUUAUAAAAAAUCCGAAACUACUUCUUUAUACAAUUAUUACUUGGUUGUAUUUCUGCAUAAAUUAGUUUAUAUUCUUCAUAUUUUUUGCUAAGAAAGAUUGAACAACAUAGAAUAAGACAUUGCCCCUCUUAAGUGUCCCAUGCCAUUACCUAGAAUCAAUUGGCAACUCUUUAUCAGCUGAGAGAUGUGGAUCUAGAAUACACUCGAAUUCCAUUUUGAAAACGACUACUGAACCCAUUUUGAGAAACCGAAUCAUCCAAAAACUGAUACUUAAUUUAUUUGAAGAUGCUGUCCCUAUCAGAUAAUCAAGAAUUGAAUUAAGAAUCUAAGACACAGCCACGACCAUUUCUCUUAUACAAUUGGGUAAUUAGAACAUAUUUGCUGGCUAAGCAUGCUGAUCAAACUAUUUGAACUAAGUAUAAGUAAUAAAUAAUAAUUAAUUAUUUUGAAUUCGAAUUUAUGAAUACGAUCAUAAAUAGCGCCGUUUUCGAGUCCUCUUACACAUCCACUUCCUGAAGUUGUUUAUGUCAGAUACAUUUUAAAAAAAAAUCUGAUGAAGCAGAUCACGAUUUUAUGAACCAAAUACUCUUCGAAAUUGUUGCCAUAUUUUCUAUAUCCUGGGUGGGACAUUAAGAUGGGACUAUGAAUCCUAAUAUAUGAGAUUUAGAGCCGAUUUAUUCACCCUCUGAUAAACUCUCAGGUAUGCAAUCUGACGGAUAAAAACGCAAUCUGUAAUCCUAUUGGUCGGCCAGUUAUCCGCCGACCAAUAGAAUUAUAGAGUGCGAAAUUGAUCUUGCAGAUAGUUAUCAGCAAGUUUAUCUGAAGAUGAAUAAACCGGGCCUUAAAAUAUUAUAUUUUAACCCCACUGAAAAGUAGUAUUUUUGGUGCAUUCACUUAAAUUUAUUAGGUCUUGAACAAAUCUUUUAGUUUAUUUUUGUUUUGUUCAAUGUUGCUUUUUCUAAUUUCAUUCACCUUCUUCAGUUGACACUUGGUUACGUGAAGCAAUAAGUUAUGAGCGUACACUUAUGAUACUGGGGUCGUAUUUUCGAAUAUUCUCGCAUACGAAAUUUGAUACGAUUUCGAAUGCUUCCCAUUUAAUUUACAUUGCUGUCAGUCAAAUUUCGUGUACGAAAAAUAUGAAUUCGAAAAUACGACCCCUGGUUUCAUACAUGCUGUUCGAGUGAUAACGUUAUCUCUUUGACACUUGUAGUAUAUGUAGUAGAGUUUUUAAUAAAAUAAUAUUCACAUAACCAAGCGUUUGUAUAUGCAUAUAUUUUUCCAGCCCCAAUUUAUAAGCACCUUGAAGAAACUUUUUGUUCAAAGUUUUGUUCAGUUCGAAGUUAAAACUUAGAUUCAUUCAAUUGUUAUAAAUUAUAUGCUUGAAUCAUUAAUAAGUAAACAUUUUAUUAGGUUAAUGCUUUUGCUGCUACAGUAUUUUAUUCUUGUGAAGUGAAAAUUUGGGCAUUUUUGAAAAUACGCUUAUGUUCUAUGUUUUCUGGAGAUCGAAAUUGUAACUUUCUGGCUCAAUUAUUUGGUUGAACGUUAAAAAAUAUACUGCCAAACAUUCCACUGCAUUCUUAUUUACAGUUUUUUUAAAGUUAGAUGUAAAUAAAAACUUUUACAUUCUGAUUAUGAUUAUGAUGCCGAUAAAGUUGUUGUCUUUUUCAAUUCCAAACUGAUUACAGUUUAGUUAGUGAACCAAAUCGAUUUCUUGAAAUGCCUAUUGCAAACACUGUUGACUGUUUUCAAUUGAAAAUAGGGUACUUGCAUGGAAAAUUAAAUUGAUUAUUGUUUAUUGCAAACUGUCCAAAUAGGAUUAUUCCGUAAUUUAUACAAAUAUUAGGUUUUGUAUGCAUAUUUAUACUGAGCAUGUGCGACGUCAUAAAGUAUUAUACCUUAUGACGUCAUAAGCAGAUUUCAAAGCGUUGUAUCUCCGUCAAUUUUUGACUAACACGAAAAAGAAAAAACACGUGUUGACUUAUUUUUCAUUGUCUAACGAAAUCAGCAAUAAAAAAACUGAUGCAAGGGCCCCAUUAACGCAGAUAUUGAGAAUUUUUUCAUAUUAUACUGAGAGGCCAGCUAAAACAAUUUAGGAACAAAGUCUUGCCAGUAAAUUGGAUUUUUCACAUACAGACAAAAAAUCAAACGAUUGCUAGAGAGUAGAGAGACCGUUUUUAUUCUACCUCCUGGGGGAAUAUUUCUGUUAUCCUAUCCAGCAUGUAAUAUGAAUGGAGUACAAUUUUAUGAGUAGUCUUUUCGACCGAUUGCAAAUAAAUAUAUCUCAGACACUGACGGAAUUGUCAUUUGUGUUUAAUGGAAUGGACUCAAAUUUUCACACUAAGCGUAUUGUAAUUAUGCAGAAAUAUCAUAGUAAAACUGCUCCUCAACAGAAUUUUAUUGGUUUGCGAGUUUUGAGAGCUUCAACAAUUGAUUUUUUUUGAGACUCAAUCAAUCAAUUCACGAAAACAUAAUCAUAAAUGAUUUCACUUACAAUGGCUCAUUCUAGAUCAUGCUGGAAGAGAACUGUAUUUUUUUUUUGUGAUUGCUCUGAAUGUUUUAUAUAGACACUAAAAUAAAUCAACUCUUGUGUAGAAGCUUUCAAAAACUGAGUGAUAGAUAGCUCUUGAUGCCAGAAAAUCAAUAAAAUUCUCAAUAAUUACUUUACCGUUAUAUACGGCGACAUAUGUAGAAAAAUGUACCCUAUCUGUUUUAAGUUGGAUGCUUUAAUUUUAUGUUACUGCCAUAUAUUAUUAGUGUAACUAGGUAUAAUGAAAUUAUACAUAAUUAUUUUCAAUAAGUAUGUCCUUAUUUAUUUUUUUUUAAGGCACACUUCAUAUUCCAUGUAUGUAUUUGUAUUUUUGUUACUUCUAGUUCUUAACAAAUAUUUUUACUUCGAAAUAAUAUAACUUUUUGGUUUGAUUUUCUGUUUUUUUUUUUUAUGUAACCUCCACAAUUUUGAAUGAGGAAAGUUUUCUACUAAUAUUGUUCAUAAUAAUAUUUAU